CAGUUGUCAAAGCGACUCACCGUGGUAAGUCGAGCGUGAGUUAUUAGCACACUAGUCCUCGUUGAUAUGACCAACGUGUUCCCGGGUUAAGUUCAUAACGGUGAGGUGCGAAUCCAAUGCCGCCAGGCCAUCUUUGCACUCGAAGACGGUGCUCUGGCUAACGCUUGUGGAGCUAGAACUUCCAUUGUCACUCUCCGGAGACUUGGAGUGUGCUAGAGCUAGAGCAUGCGAAUGCCAAAGAGUCCAAACAAGUGACAUCCGCAAGUGACGGUACCUUGCCCUAUACAGUAAGUUGUUGAGUGAGAAAAUGUUUGUUGCCGGCUCACUGAGAAGUGACUUGAUGUCAAUAGCGCGAAUCAUUUUACUCGGGGCAAAAUGCUUCGUGUAAACGUUUUGCAAGCAGCCCUAUGGUCACUCGCGAAAUGGCUUGCCUGUAUACUUUCGACAAAGAGCAGGGUUCGUCUUAAUCUGUUGUUGGCUUGUAAUUUUCAUAGUCGCGCUCAUACGCCGUCUGCGAUGCAGGUACAAGAUAGCGCUAUCUGUGCGUGAGCAGGCGAUAGUUGGCUGGGUUAACCGAGUCGUCGAUCCAGCACGCUCGCAGCCGUCGGACGUCAACAGGACGCCGUCCAUUACGCACCGGGCACUGACCAUGGUGUCCGCGUGCAUGUCGCCUGAGAAGGUCGACAACACAGACAUUUUGGUGAAGUUCAUGCGGUCCCAGGGCCUCGCGUUUCCCGACGAACAGUGGCUGCUGAAACGAGCCAGCUACCGCGAGCAGCUGCGCACGCUUGCCGUGUUGGCCGUCCACUGGCGGUUGCCACUCUGGUUCGACCUGAAGCUCGUGACGUCAUCACGAGGACCAGGAGAAACCAAGGGAAAGCGCAUGAUCUACGUGACGCCGUCAAGCCUGGCCUACAUGUUCAACCGGAUGCACAUUCGUUUGAUAAAAGAGGCCCUGCACGACAGUUACGCCCGCAGCGUGUCCUCGACGGUGUUCAACGACGAGACUUGGCAAGGUGGUCUCCUGGAGCGAAGCGCGUACGUCCAGUCGAGCAUUCUGGGCAACCUGAGCGAAGCGGUCUUAGAAACGACGCGCUCGUCGGCGGAGCCAUGGUUGGGCGACGUGAGGCAUCUAACCAGAUUUGUAACUCAGCUGGACCCGGACGACUGGCGGUACGCGUUCCAGUCAGCCUUUGACGCCGAAGGUGCGGCCGCUGUCUCACCGCCCAUUAGUUUGGACGACCCGGUCUUCCUCAGCGACGCCAGGCUGCUCAACACCAUCGAAUCCCUCUUGGCGGCGCACCCGCCCUCAGACAUUGCGGCCCACACGAGCUGGUGGGUUGCCCAGGUUCUGUCUCCCUUGGCGUACCAGGUUGUAAUCGACUUCGUGCGCGCUACCGAGUUCUUCGGCGCCAUGGUGCACGCGCUUAUGUGCGCCAUGCAGGUCGAGUCCGUGUACAACGUGCUUCUCGCAGUGCUCGAUCGCCACCGCCUGACGACGGAGACGCGCUCUUCGGUCGGGCUGCUCUUUGAGCGACUGCGCAGUGUGGCGAUGAGGAAGCUGGCCACCUCGUACAAUCUUGACGGCACUGUGCGAGCCACGUUUGCCGAAGUCGCGGAGACAGCGCAGGCUGUCGUCUGGCCCGAAAACAGCAGCGAUGACCGGGGAGGAGGAGGAGGAGGAGGAGGAGGAGGAGGAGGAGGAAACUUUAUUUGA
Messenger RNA from Dermacentor silvarum, 1717 nucleotides. RefSeq lists its product as uncharacterized. NCBI's taxonomy places the organism in Eukaryota, Metazoa, Arthropoda, Arachnida, Ixodida, Ixodidae. The coding region runs from base 650 to 1717 and encodes 355 amino acids. The transcript has 4 exons. The record is from RefSeq and is a predicted model, not a curated record.